AUGGCGGCGGCCGCGCCCAGGGAGCCGCCUCAGGGAAAUGUGACUUUUGAGGACGUGGCCCUGUAUUUCUCCUGGGAGGAAUGGGAUCUCCUAGAUGAGGAUCAGAGAUGCCUGUACCAUGAUGUGAUGCUGGAGAACUUUGCACUCACAUCCUCACUAGGUUGUUGGCAUGGAGUGGAGGAUGAGGAUGAGCCUUCUGAAGAGAGCAUUUCUAUAGGAGUGUCACAGAUUGGGACUCUCAAGGCAGAUUCAUCUUCCCAGAAGACCCAGCCCUUUGAACUGCAUGGCCCAAUCUUGAGAAACAUUUUGUACUUGGCUGACCACCAGGAAACAUAUCUUGGGGAAGAACCAUAUACAUGUAGGAAACAAUUCUGUUUAACUGCCAAUCUUCAACAGUACCAGGGGCAGCACACUAGAGAGAUACCCUUCAGAAGUUAUGUGGACAGAGCCUCAUUUAUAAAGAACUGUACAGUCCACGUGUCAGGGAAGCCCUUUACUUCGGCACGGAAGGACUUCUUAGCCAGCGUGGGAUUUCUCCAACAACAGGUCACUCACACUGGGAAGAAGCUGAACAAUGAGUGUGAGGCUGUCUUUCACAGUGGAAGAAGUCAUCACAACUGUGGAGAAUGCAAGAAAGCCUUCAGCUACACAGACACACUUGCUCAGGACCAGAGAGUUGUCACUAGAGAAGGAAUUUAUGAAUGUGGCAAAUGUGGAAAAGCCUGUACCCGAAGAUGUAACCUCAUUCAGCACCAGAAAGUCCACACUGGAGAAAGACCUUACGAAUGCAGUGAAUGUGGAAAAUUCUUCACCUAUUACUCCAGUUUCAUUAUACAUCGGAGAGUUCACACUGGAGAAAGGCCCUAUGAGUGCAAUGAAUGUGGGAAAUCCUUUAGCCAAAGCUACAGCCUCAAUAGCCAUAGGAAAGUUCACACUGGAGAGAAGCCUUAUGAGUGCAGGGAAUGUGGAAAAUCUUUCAGUCAAAGGUCCAACCUCAUUCAACAUCAGAGAGUUCACACUGGAGAAAGGCCUUAUGAGUGCCCUGAAUGUGGGAAGUCCUUUAGCCAAAACUUCAGUCUCAUUUACCACAGGAGAGUUCACACAGGAGAAAGGCCUCAUCAGUGCAGUGAAUGUGGGAAAUCCUUCAGCCGAAGCUCCAGCCUCAUUCACCACAGGAGACUUCACACUGGAGAAAGGCCUUAUGAGUGCAGUAAAUGUGGGAAAUCCUUUAAGCAAAGCUCCAGCUUCAGUUCACAUCGGAAAGUCCACACAGGAGAAAGGCCUUAUGAGUGUGGGGAAUGUGGAAAAUCCUUUAGCCAUAGCUCCAACCUCAAGAACCACUGGAGAGUUCACACUGGAGAAAGGCCUAUUGAGUGCAGUGAGUGUGGAAAGUCCUUUAGCUGCAAAUCUAACCUCGUUAAACACCUGAGAGUUCACACUGGAGAAAGGCCUUAUGAGUGUGGGGAAUGUGGAAAAUCCUUUAGCCAAAGCUCCAGCCUCAUUCAACACCGGAGAGUUCACACUGGAAAGAGGCCUACUGAGUGCAGAGAAUGUGGGAAAUCCUUUAUCUCCAAAUCUGACCUCAUUCAACACCAGAGACUUCAUACUAGAGAAAGGCCUUAG
Molecule: messenger RNA, 1623 nt
Organism: Odobenus rosmarus divergens (Pacific walrus)
Lineage: Eukaryota; Metazoa; Chordata; Mammalia; Carnivora; Odobenidae
Product: zinc finger protein 211
Exons: 3
Coding region: 1-1623 (540 amino acids)
Biological process (GO): regulation of transcription by RNA polymerase II
Molecular function (GO): RNA polymerase II cis-regulatory region sequence-specific DNA binding; DNA-binding transcription factor activity, RNA polymerase II-specific
Source: RefSeq, a predicted model, not a curated record